Molecule: messenger RNA, 989 nt
Organism: Aedes albopictus (Asian tiger mosquito)
Lineage: Eukaryota; Metazoa; Arthropoda; Insecta; Diptera; Culicidae
Product: regulator of microtubule dynamics protein 1
Exons: 3
Coding region: 190-891 (233 amino acids)
Cellular component (GO): mitochondrion; mitotic spindle pole; spindle microtubule
Molecular function (GO): microtubule binding
Source: RefSeq, a predicted model, not a curated record
GCAUCCGCCGCCUCUCGAAGUUCAUUCAGUCGGCAGGUCGGCUAAGCCAGCAUGAUGUUAGACGCUUUCAUUUUCAUUGUCACUCGACAGAGAUAAGACACCAACGCGGAUCGCGCGAACUGAUAUUUGAGUUCUUGUGUGAUUUGAUUAUAAUCAUAGCGAGGUAAUCGACCGUCUAUCAAUCAAUCGAUGGCUGAUUUGGACGAGAUCAUUUACAAAGCUGAUCAAUUUAUAGUCAAUUGUGAAUUUGAAGAAGCUUGUCAUCUGCUACGCGAAUACAGGGAUCCUCCUCGUUAUGAAAUACUGUGGCGUCUUGCAAAUUCCCUAUACUAUCUCUGUCGAGAUUGGUAUCGAACGGAUAAAAAGCGUGCAGAGAACUUGAUCCCCGAAGGCUUCGAAGUAUCGUCCAAGUUGCUGGAAAUAUCUCCGGAAAAAUCACCUUCCCAUAAGUACUACGCCAUAUUCCUGGGAGAAAAAGCAGGACUCUCCGGACCCAGACAGCAGAUCCUGUCGCUGAACAAUGUCCUGUCUCACAUCAAGACCGCCAUUCAGCUAGAUCCCUUGGAUCCGUUCGUGUGGUACCUGGAAGGAGCUUUCUACGAAAAACUGCUUCGUCUGCAAUGGUUCGAAAAGCAGCUAGUUUACACUCUAAACAAACACCUGGUGAAGCCCACGCCCGAUGACGCGCUUCGGUGUCUGCUCAAAGCGGAAGAUAUUAGGGCCAACUUUUUCUACUACAAUCAAUAUCUGAUCGGGAAGAUCUACUUCGAUCAGAAGGAGUACGAUAAGGCCAGGCCGUUCCUUUUGAAACUGGCCAAUCUUCGAAUACUCAGAACCGAAGACGACAGGCGUGCCAAGGAAGAAGCGGAAAAGAUGUUGGCCAAAAUAUAAUCUGAACGUUUGUAGGUUACUGUUAUUAGAUUUAUAUAAGUUGUACAGCAUAAUUUUUAACUCUUAUAUAAUAACCGGAAUAAAUUAAAACAACGAUA